Adineta steineri is the source of this 1812-nucleotide messenger RNA. The record is from the annotation of a GenBank genome assembly. Lineage: Eukaryota; Metazoa; Rotifera; Eurotatoria; Adinetida; Adinetidae.
AUGACAACCAGCAAAUCAAGUGACACAAAAAAUGUUCACUCAACAUCUGGUGUCUCCACGAGUGCAACUGCAAAUCGAUGUAUAAACAUGCAAAGAAUGCAAAAUACCCUCCUUAUUUGGUUAGACAACACUAUUAAUGAAAAUAAUGCUGAUUGUAGUGAUACAAUCAAACAAUUGAAACGUGUAGUUAACCACAUAAACACGUUUACAGAUGGUGAAGAAUGUACUGAAUAUAUUCAAACCAUCACCAACAACAAAAUAUGUAUGAUUGUUUCUGGUUCACUUGGGAAACAUACUGUGCCUCGUGUACAUGACAUGUCGCAAGUAGACACUAUUUUCAUUUCUUGUAGCAACCAAGAAUGGCAUAAACAAUGGACCAGACAAUGGCCCAAAAUAAAAGGAGUCUUCACUGAUAUGAUACUAAUCUGUGAAGCACUGAAACAAGCUGCUUAUCAAUGUGAGCAAAAUGCCAUCUCAAUCAGCUUUGUGGCACCAAACAAAAAGUUGGAUCAAUUAAAUCCAUCCUUUAUGUAUACUCAGAUCUUGAAAGAGAUCUUAUUAACCAUCGAUUUCGAACAGAAACACAUCAAAGAAUAUAUUCAUUACUGUCGUGAUGUAUUUGUCGAAAAUCAGUAUGAACUAGAUAAUGUUACAAAACUGGAACGUGAUUAUCAUGAUCAAACACCUAUUUGGUGGUAUACUUCUCAAUAUUUUUUAUAUUCGAUGCUCAAUCAAGCAUUAAGAUUAAUGAAUGCUGAUAUUAUUGUUCGAAUGGGUUUCUUUAUUAAUGAUCUACAUCGUGAUAUUCAACGACUCCAUUCGGAACAAUUUGAUGGUCAACAAUCUGGUAAAACAAUUACAGUUUAUCGUGGACAAUGUCUUUCAAAAGAAGAUUUCGCAGAAAUGACAAGAACUCAAGGUGGACUUCUUUCAUUUAAUAACUUUUUAUCGACUAGUAGAAAUCGUGAUGUUUCUCUCUUUUUCGCUCCACAAACUGCUAUAAAUCCUGAUCUUGUUGGAAUACUAUUUGUUAUGUCAAUUACUUCAACAACUCCAUUUGCUUCUGUUAGUCAUGUUAGUUACUUUCAUACAGAAGAUGAAGUUCUCUUCUCUAUGCAUACCAUUUUUCGUAUUGGAGAUAUUCGACCAAUGGAUGGAAAUAAUCAUCUCUAUCAAGUGAAUCUAACAUUAACCAACAACAACGAUCAAGAUCUGCGAGAUCUUAGCGAUCAGAUUCGUCAGGAGACCUUUCCAGACGAAGAAGGGUGGUACAGAUUGGGACUAUUACUAAUUAAAAUGGGCCAAUUUACCAAAGCUCAAGAAAUUUAUAAAGUUUUACUUCAUCAAGCAGCAAAUGAGAGCGACAAGGCAAAUAUUUAUCAUCAACUAGGUCGAACCAAAUAUACUCAAGGAGAAUAUCAAGAAGCACUUUGUUAUUAUGAAAAAGCCCUUACAAUUCGACGACAAUCACUUCCUUCCAAUCAUCCUGAUUUAGCUAUGUCUCAUAACAACAUUGGUAAUGUGUAUUACAAUAUGGAUGAUUAUCAAAAAACACUUUCUUAUUAUGAAAAAGCUCUUGCAAUUCGACAUCAAUCACUUCCUUCCAAUCAUCCUGAUUUAGGAGAUUCCUAUAACAACAUCGGUUUGGUGUAUAAGAACAUGGCUGAUUAUCCAAAAGCACUUUCUUAUUAUGAACUUGCUGUACAAAUUGAACAACAAUCAUUACCAACAAGUCAUCCUAGGCUUCAACAAUGGAGAAAAAACCUUGAAGACAUGAAAAAGAAAUCAUACUUUCUAUAUCCACUUUUUUGA